GAAGCUUUCGUGCCAAAGGCCUACACGUACGCCGCCUGCUCACAGGAAGAAGCAGCUAGCCUUGUUCAGUGCUUCCAUACGUGCAAAGGUCUCCCUGCUUCAAUCGGCACGGACUGCGUGUCCCGACUCGAGCAACCAGCUUCGCGAUGCCCAUGGCGCCGGGGCUAGGAUUCCUCACGAAGGCCGUGCUGCUGGUGCUAGCGCCCGUGUUCAUCUCCGUGGCGCUGUACAGCCCCAAGGACUUCUCGCCGGCGGCGAUGCCGCCGGAGUACAGCUUCGGCGCCGACGACGUGUCCGUGCCCGCGUCGCGGCACGACGCGCGCGCUCUGGACGCGAGCGAGCGGGUCGGCGAGGGGCGGCUCCCGGGCCCCGAGGACCUGGCGUACGACGCCGCCGGCGGGUGGCUCUACACGGGAUGCGCCGACGGCUGGGUCCGGCGUGUCAGCGUGCCCAGCGGGGCCGUGAAGAACUGGGCAUACACCGGGGGGCGUCCGCUCGGCGUCGCGCUCACCGGCGACGGCGGCAUCAUCGUGGCGGACGCGGAUAAGGGGUUGCUGAGGGUGGGCCUGGAUAAGUCGGUGGAGCUGCUGACUGACGCCGCGGAGGGCCUUCGAUUUGCGCUGACCGACGGCGUGGAUGUGGCCACCGACGGCACCAUCUACUUCACCGACGCGUCCCACAAGCACAGCCUUAGGAACUUCAUUCUGGAUGUGCUUGAGGCACGGCCUCACGGCCGGCUCAUGAGCUUCGACCCCUCUACGCGUCGAACCACCGUGCUGGCGCGUGACCUUUACUUCCCCAACGGCGUCGCCCUCGCGCCCGACCAAGGUUCCCUCAUUUUCUGCGAGACCAUCAUGAGGAUGUGCUCGAGGUACCACAUCAAGGGCGACAAGGAAGGCAUGGUGGAGAGGUUCAUCGACCGCCUGCCUGGGUUACCUGACAACGUUCGCUACGAUGGCGACGGCCGCUACUGGAUCGCGCUUUCUGCGGGGAGGACGCUGUUGUGGGACAUGCUGAUGGGAUCGCCGCUGCUGCGGAAGCUGGUGUACUUGGUGAACAGGUACGUAGCGGCGGUGCCGAAGAGCACCGGGGGUGCUGGGACGUUGAGUGUGGGGCUGGACGGGACCCCUGUGACCAUGUACUCUGACCCCCGGCUUGUGCUCGCCACCGGCUGGUUCAAGGUCGGGGACUACCUUUACUAUGGGUCGCUCCAGAACUCCUACAUCAGUAGGAUUGACCUCACGAAGUCAUUCAUCGAAGCCUAGGUAGGUUGGAUGUGACGUUGAAUUCUGUGUAUGUUGUCUUUGUAAACAAAACAAGUCCUUGCAAGUACAAUGUAACACGCGUGAUACACUGUGUGUCACUUCUCUCUUUUUUAUGUAAUGGAAACUUUACUUAACCUCUGCAUAAAUGAAAUGGGAACUUUACUUUA
This is a messenger RNA of Brachypodium distachyon (stiff brome), 1432 nucleotides long. Its product is annotated as protein STRICTOSIDINE SYNTHASE-LIKE 5. The record is from RefSeq and is a predicted model, not a curated record. Bases 147 to 1265 code for a protein of 372 amino acids. Lineage: Eukaryota; Viridiplantae; Streptophyta; Magnoliopsida; Poales; Poaceae. Gene Ontology annotation, biological process: biosynthetic process. Gene Ontology annotation, molecular function: strictosidine synthase activity. The transcript has 4 exons.